AAGGUAAUGAGUGACGUCACGCGGAAGGGCUGUGUUUAAAUUUUUACAAAUAUUUGGAUUUUAGCACAUUUUUACACUGUUUUAGUGGAUUAUAUACAGAUCGAGGAUAUUCUAGGGAUAAAACAAACGUCCAAGCAUAUGUAGAAGUCAUAUAAAGUACCAUGCUCAAGUGCUUUCCUCUGUGGAAGGCCUGCAACCGGCAGGUCGAGUACAUCGACCGAACUCACGGAAAUUUGACCUCGGUUCCGGAUGAUAUUUUACGAUAUUCCAGAAGUUUGGAGGAAUUAUUACUUGAUGCAAAUCAAAUCAGAGAGUUACCUAGGGGAUUUUUCCGGCUUGUGAACCUUCGAAAACUCAGUCUGAGUGACAAUGAAAUAUCCAGGAUUCCACCAGAUAUAUCCAAUUUAAUAAAUUUAGCUGAAUUGGACGUCAGUCGAAACGAUGUUGCUGAAAUUCCUGAAAAUAUCAAGUUUUGUAAAAGUCUCCAGUCUGCAGAUUUCAGCAGCAACCCAAUAGCAAGGUUACCUGAUGGCAUCACCCAACUACGAAGUCUUACCCACCUAGUGUUGAAUGAUGUCUCCUUGGCCAGACUUCCCCCUGAUAUAGGAAGUCUGUCCAACCUGCAAGUGCUAGAACUGAGAGAGAAUGUGUUAAAGUUCCUGCCAUCUUCCCUGUCAUUCUUGCUGAAGCUAGAGAGCCUUGACCUUGGAGGAAAUGAACUCGAGGAACUGCCAGAGAAUAUUGGUUCAUUGCCGAGUCUUCAGGAGCUCUGGUUGGAUUGCAAUGAACUCUCAGAACUACCUCCGGAGAUUGGUAACCUGAAGAAAUUAACUCAGAUAGAUGUCUCUGAGAAUCAUUUGGAGUUUCUGCCCGAGGAGAUUGGAGGGCUCACCAACCUGACUGACUUACAACUCUCCCAGAACCAACUGGAAAGUCUUCCUGAAGGCAUAGGUCAGUUAAGAAAGCUAUCCAUUCUAAAAGUUGACCAGAACAGAUUGUUAAUCUUAACACCUCAGAUCGGAAAUUGUGAAUGUAUGAACGAGCUGAUUUUAACUGAAAACCUUCUGUUGGAACUGCCUACAACUAUAGGGAAGAUGAAGAGAAUUACCAACUUCAAUGUGGACAGAAAUAGACUACAAGAUAUUCCAAUGGAGAUUGGUCGGUGUACUAAGCUGAGUGUGCUCUCCAUGAGGGACAAUAGAGUGAUGCACCUCCCUAUAGAGAUAGGUAACCUCAAGGACCUCCAUGUGCUUGAUGUAUCUGGGAAUAGACUUGAGUACCUGCCUCUGACAGUGACCCAGCUAAACCUGAAGGCUCUGUGGCUCUCAGAGAACCAGGCCCAGCCAAUGUUGAAGUUCCAGACAGACUAUGAUGAGAAGACCAACCAGAAAGUGUUGACAUGUUUCCUCCUUCCUCAACAGGCUUAUCAUACAGAGAGCAUGGAGAAUCUACUAAAAGGCAGUGUAGCUACGGAUCAAGACAGUCGUCUCAGCUGGAGUGAACGUGAUGUUAGCACAAAGUCUGUUGAUACAAGUCGUGUCAAGUUUGCAGGACAAGAAGAAGAAGAGGAUGAUGAAGUAUUAACAGAUGAUGAGUCUCACUUUGUUCGCCAUGGUACACCACAUCCUAAAGAGCUCAAGGCACGUCACCAGAAACUAUUGGCCAAUAAAAAGGUAGAUGGUCACAUGAUCCAACAUGACCCUAGCAAGAAGAAGGAGGAUAAUGUCUUUGUGCCGUCACGUGACAAAGAUGUCAAGUUUGAAAGUAACGAUAUGCCACCCAAGCCUGUAGUUAACACUUAUACUAAAGCACAGCCUUCUGCUCCACCUGUGGAACCAGUCUAUCUCACUAAGCCCCCUGUAAGAGUGGAGCCUCCUAAGCAACCUGUUGUCAAGGAAGUUGUUGUAUCUACAGUAACUACUACCAUAGCAACCAAAGAGGAGAAACCAAGCACAGAUGAAGAGGCUGAAUCUGACAACAAGGAGAACUCUCCAGAGGAAGAGGAUGAUGAUGGUGAAUAUGACCACGAGCUUGUAUAUAGUGAAAAGCAUGUUGGUUUCUCAGAAGAAUUGGCAGAUGAGCCAGAAAAAGACCUGAAGUUACGGAGACGGGAUACACCACAUCACUUGAAAAAUAAACGCAUCUUGAUUGACAGCUCUGGAUCUGAUGCUGAACUCAAGAUCCGUGAGAUCCUGGCUGGCAAGAAAGCUUCAACUGAAGAAGAGUCAGAAGAGACAGACAAACCAUCAGAGCCCUCUGGGGAGGAACUACCAGAUUCACCCCCACCACCAAUUGUCCCAAGGAUGCGAAGAUCACCCCCUCCUCCAGCUCGGGAGCCGUCUCCUCCUCCAGAAAGAUCUCCUACUCCGCCUCCUGUCGUCCCAACAUCAAUCUUGUCAAACAGUAAAGAGCCACAUGUGUCGUCAACUAAGCAGGUAGCUAUGGAGGUGUCUGAAGAAGAGGUGUCCAUUAAGAUUGUACGUGAGCAAGGUCAGGGCCUAGGGAUCAGUAUAGCAGGAGGUAUUGGCUCUACACCUUACAGAGGGGAUGAUGAGAGUAUUUUCAUAUCCCGUGUGAAUGAAGAUGGCUGUGCUGCUGCAGCUGGACUCAUGGUGGGGGACAAAGUUAUCUCAGUAAAUGGUGUAAAUACUCUUCAUGUUGACCACACUGUUGCUGUGCAAGCCUUGAAGGAGGCUGGCAAUAUUGUAUGUAUGGUUGUGGCGAGAGAGAUGUUUGUGCAGCCAAAUGAACCAAAGACAGUCCCCAACAGUGAGGUGAAGAAACGCCGCAACUCCGCUGGCAACAACGUAUCUUUCGCUCCUGAACCAGAAAUGGAGAUCCAGGCAGAGACAGUUAGUGUGAGUCUAUCUAGAGAUGAGAGUGGAUUAGGGUUUAGCAUAGCAGGGGGUAGGGGAAGCGUGCCUUUUAGACCUGGCUCUACGGAUGAUGCAAUUUACAUAUCACGUGUGACUGAAGGGGGUGUGGCUGAGAGAUGUGGCCAGUUGCAAGUGGGGGAUAGGAUUUUAUCAAUCAACAAUGUAGAUAUGACAGAUGCCCGACAUGACCAAGCAGUUGCUCUCCUUACAAGUUCGGCUAAUGAUGUCCAUUUAGUGGUCUAUAGGGAGCAGUUAGUUGUCAAACAACCUGAACUCAAUUCUAGUGAAAAACAAACAAGAACUGCUCCGCCAGUAGUUGAACAUAUAGAACAACCUGUAAAGGAACACAUUAGUGAAGUUAAACCAAUACUAACUGCUCCCCCAGUAGUGACCAAAGCAGACAAUAGGCCCUCUAGUGAGGCCUCAGAUUCAGGAGAAAUAAAAACGAACACUGGCAGUUUUAGUUAUAAGCCAAGAUUUGUGCCGCCCACUAGGAUUACUACAAAUGAAACAAAUGACUCUGAAGUGAAUAGUUCAGGUAUUGCUCAAGCAAAGACAAUUACCACGACAACCAAGCAGGUUGUCACAACAACAAAGCCAGUUGUCAAGACAACGGUUCAAUCCCCAUCCCCUUCUUCCCCCAAUGAACCCAAAGUGCCAGAGAAACCAAGUCCAUAUGCACAGGAACUAAUAACAGUAAUUAAAGCAGGAGGUCCCCUUGGCCUGAGUAUUGUUGGGGGCAAUGACCAAUCUAGUCAGCCAUUUGGUAACAAAGAUGAUGAGUCUGGGAUAUUUGUUUCUAAGAUUGUACCAUUUGGUGCAGCCUCAAAAGUAAAUCUGCAGGUUGGGGAUCGUGUGUUGAAGGUGAAUGAGAAAGAUGUCACUAAUGCUAGCCAUCAAGAGGCUGUCAUGGCUCUUAUAUCCCCAACAUAUGACAUCAAGCUGUUGGUCAGACACGACCCUCCUCCCAAAGGGCUUACUGAGUUGAACAUCCCCAAGGGUAAUGGUGAAAAAUUGGGUAUGAGUAUAAAGGGAGGACUUCAUAGUCAACCUGGCAACCCUGCUAACAAGGCUGAUGAAGGAAUAUUUGUCUCAAAGAUCCAGCCAGGUGGCGCUGUAAGUAAAGAUGGCCGUAUGGUGGUUGGACAGAGGAUCCUGGAGGUUAAUGGCACCAGUCUGAUAGGUGCCAGCCACCAGGAGGCAGUGCGAGCACUCCGUAGUGUAGGUGACGUCUUAACAAUCAUGGUGUGUGACGGCUUUGACCCUAGCCAUCACAAUAUGGUGUCCCCCACGGGGACUGGGCCUAGCUUGAACUCUCAGGGACGAUUCGACUCCAUCAGUAGUAUAGAUAGAGAUGAUGCAGACUUCGAUAUUGUCAAACAGGAGCAAGAAACCCUACAGGAAGCUGCUAUGUGGGAACAGGAAGAUUUGGCAAAGAUUGAACAAAUGAGGAGGGAGCAAGAACGACAAACUCAACAGCUGACUAAAGAGAAUAGUGUUCAGAGUCUCAACAGUAUCGCCAGUCUUAACAGUCUGGAUGAUAUUCCUUUCGCUGAUAGCAUCCCAAAGGACCCUUCAGCCCCAGCAGCUCCUACCCCCCAGCCUGCAAAACAGCCCCCACCAGUCGCACAUAAGCCAGCGCCCCCUGUUGCACAGAAGCCAUCCAAAAUACCCAAGCCCCCUGUAAGCCAGAAACCUAAAAUCCCUCCACCAGGUGUCACCUCUGGAGAUAUUGACCCAAUUAGGGCUUCCCGGUUACCUGCAGCUAAAAUCAAACCCAAGACUAAUAUACCUAAGCCUGGCUUUGAAAGCAAGUCACCAGCUGAAGAUGUACAGACUGAGAACAAGCCAGAAGAAAACAAACCCAUAGACAACAAAACUAGAUCUUUAAUUGAUAGGAAGAAAUUUUUUGAGCAAGAGAUCAAACAGUCCAGUGAAACUCAACCAAAAACAGCCAAAAAGUUUUCCUACCUCCAAGAACAUGAGAUAUCUAAAAUGAAAAUAGAAGAUGAUCAGAAGACUAAUUCUAUGUCUAAAGAGGAAAUAUUGAACUACAUGUCUUCAGAUUCCAAAGAUCAUGAUUUUAGCAAAAUAAUAGCAAAGAAACCCGAUGUAACAGUUAAUGCUCAUACAGACUCACAGGUUGAGACCACAAAGCAGCAAAUCAUGGAACUAGAGACAACCUCUAAUGGUGGAGUUUGAAGCAUCACGCAACAUUUGACAAGGCUUGAUGGAUUCACUGGGCAUAGCAAUGCUGCGGGUCUUAUGUUACUAUGGCAACUUUGAGAUUGUUGCUAUGGCAGUGGUUACUAAGUUUGUGCUAUGAUACCUGUAACUGAGUCUAUCACCAUGACAUACGUUACUGCAAGAGAAUAUUGUUAUGUCAGCUGUAGACUCAAUACGUGCUAUCUGCUGCUUAAAUAAGGAACAGUACAGCUAGAGCAAGAUGCAAAGAGGAAUCCCUGGUUAUUUCCAUUUAACCUACAUGAAUAAUGGAAAGUGAAAUGUUCAGGCAUGGACGAUUAAUUGUACAGUAAGAUGUGUGUUAGAAUAUUAUUCUAACUGCUUUUCAUUUUCGAAAUAACAAUGUUUGAACUUGGGUCUGCGAGUGGUUUCGUUUGGAUUCAGCCACCAGAUCUACUGAAUUGAGAUAUACAGGUACUCAACUGCAACAUCUACAGUAGGUUAACAUGAGCUACAGUAUUAUUAUAACAUGUACUGCAUACAUUAUGUUAUCAUGUAAAAAGCAAGGCCUAACAAUAAUAAUGCCCAAUGUGCAAUAGGAAAGAGCUCAUGGUAUGCUCCCGGAGGACAGGGGAGCAUGUGUUUUGCUCCGAGGAAUGAGCUCGUGGUAUGCUCCCAUAGGACAAGGGAGCAUAUGCUAUGCUCCAAGGGGAGCUGUUUGUGUGCGAUUGUAGGGUGGAAGUGUGUAUAUUGUACAGUGUGGACUACACAUUAUGGAUUCCGAUGCAGUGUGAACCAACGUGGUUGUAUAGAAUCAAUGUGGUGCUGUACAAAAGGGCAAUGAUUUGAUAUCAUUGACCAGCUUGUAGUUAGAUUAGUUGAACAGUAAGCAG
This is a messenger RNA of Owenia fusiformis, 5953 nucleotides long. NCBI's taxonomy places the organism in Eukaryota, Metazoa, Annelida, Polychaeta, Sabellida, Oweniidae. The record is from the annotation of a GenBank genome assembly.